Paraphaeosphaeria sporulosa is the source of this 1075-nucleotide messenger RNA. RefSeq lists its product as uncharacterized. The record is from RefSeq and is a predicted model, not a curated record. NCBI's taxonomy places the organism in Eukaryota, Fungi, Ascomycota, Dothideomycetes, Pleosporales, Didymosphaeriaceae. The transcript has 3 exons. Bases 239 to 1075 code for a protein of 278 amino acids.
GGCGCUUUAAUUCCAGCGAAAUAACUAUGAGAAACGAAUCUGUCGUGCCAAGGGCAGAGUGCGGAGAUCUCGUCCUUUAACUUGCGGCGGCCGCCAAGUACUUGCCGCUCCUCAGUUGGGCUUAAAAAGAUCAGGAUACGCAGGCUAUUCGUGUGCUUCCCUCAUCUCCUUCUUCACCCCGCGGGCGCUUCAAAUUUCUCCUCACAGGUAGAUAGUGCUGGCACGUCACUGUUCCACAAUGAAGACUUUUGCCUUUUCCACUCUCCUCGCAGGCGGAGCCUUCGCUGCUACCAUCCCCAACACGGCAGCUCCUAUCUGCAGGUUCAAGCGCGACACGACUUGGAACCCACCGUCUAACCUCGUGGUUCCCCUUAAGCAGGUCUGGGAUCACGAGAUCUCCACCUACAGCAAUCCCCUCGGCUUCAAGAACUACGGUUACGACCAAGUCAUGGCCGGAAAGGGCAAAAUCAACUACUGCGUACGCUGGGACUCGAGCAAGUCCGUUUCGGCGGCCCAACGCACUCAGAUCGAAGCCGCUGUCCGCAAACAAUUCAACAAAUGGAUUUCUGUCCUUGCUGGUUUUGAGAAAUUUCCGUACAAGACAGUAGACGUGAACGUUGUGGGCUGGGCGGUUCGCGACAAGAAUUUGCUCCAGGGCGAUACUUCUAGCAUCCAGGUGUACACCGAUAAGGAUGCAGAUGGCAUUCCGCAGUGCGCCGAGAACUGCGGCCGCUUCUUCCACCAAGACGCGGAUUAUAGCCGUUGUACUGCGGGCGCUGACCGUCACUAUGACCAAUCUCUAUGGUUGACUGACGGCUUCGAAGGUGGCGCAGGAGGCGACUGGGGUCAGCGUGCCGGCACCGACUACUUCCUCGGCGCCUUAAACAGCGAGAACAUCCACAUUAUACUCCAUGAAAUGGGCCACACGUUCGCGCUCGACGAUUUCUACGACUGGACUCCCACUGGGGUGACGAAUUUCAUCAUGCUGGCCGGCUCUGCGACAGAAAUCACCGAAUUCGAUGCGUGGAUGGCUAGGGAUUGGUGGAGAAACCUGAAAUCUAGGUACGGGCUAUGA